This is a messenger RNA of Ctenopharyngodon idella (grass carp), 1779 nucleotides long. RefSeq lists its product as uncharacterized. Gene Ontology annotation, molecular function: thiosulfate-cyanide sulfurtransferase activity. Bases 750 to 1421 code for a protein of 223 amino acids. The transcript has 4 exons. Gene Ontology annotation, cellular component: mitochondrion. The record is from RefSeq and is a predicted model, not a curated record. Lineage: Eukaryota; Metazoa; Chordata; Actinopteri; Cypriniformes; Xenocyprididae.
UUUUUUUCUUUGUUUCUUUCUUUUCAGGGUUAGAACAUAACUCUGCAGGACAACUGUCAGACUGUCAGAUAUCCUGCUACACAUAGUCUAUUGAGCAGGUGUUUUUUCCAGCAAGAUCUGGCAACACAGGUUAACGAGAUUUAUUUUUUAUUUUAUUUAUUUAUUUUUUUGCCUUGCUCUGUAUCAUGUUUUGAAUGUUUCUCUUUUCACUACAAAGAUAUUAUACAGAAAUAGGCCUAAUGGUUUAACCAAAAUGUCUGUGUUAUUGUUAAAACCCUACAUAAAUUAAGUGUAAAUUAAAGUAAAAAAAAAAAAAAAAAAAAGGUUUAAUGAAGGAACCAUUUGGCUAUAUGAAACAAAGCACAAUAUUUAAUUUUACAAUGUAAAGUUUAUUUACACUAUUGAUAUCGAAUUUUUAUAUAGGCCUAAGCCUAACACCAAUUUAGAGCGCUAGCUUAUGCUACCUUCACGAACUAGCCUAUCGGAAUUGUCGUAAAUACUUGUUUCCUAGGUAAAAUUUGUAGAUGUAUGCCCUCUCAUGUCGAAACUUGAAUGUGAUAAGCUCGUAAUAACGGUUUCAGUAGUGGGAAUUAUCAAUUUUCCUAUAGCACGCGAAGGCAGCAUAACACUCAAUGAGGAGAUUUGGCAACCUUAAGGAGAUGAUGCGCAACACUGCUGUUGUUGUUUUAUCUCAUAAAUCGCUAUACGCUGUAGAUUGUAGACAUCACAUCAUCAGAUAGGCCUUUUUAAUGACGAGGCACAAAGGAACACCCUUAUAUAGCCUAGUCUCAUCCUUCCUGAAAAUAUCCUCCAGGUGUCCUUUACCUGGACACGAUCCUGGCGCUAGAGGGCAGCGGAUAAUCUUCCCGGACACCAGAAUAGAGGUUACAGUCAGACUUAGCCUACUGUUCGUUUGCACUGUCACUGUGACAGACAGCACCAGGUUAGAGAUGGUAUCAUUUCAGGUUUUACGUCGUUUGUGCCUGUUUGCAGUCACUAAACCGGUUUGUCAUGGUAGAGUGAUCUCAGCAUGUGGACUGAAGACUUCCACAGUCAAUCACAGUGACGGACAACCUGAUCCAGUGUCAGUGACAUACGAACAGCUCAAAGCUAUGCUGGCCAAUCACAGCGUACAGCUAUUUGACGUCAGGAAUCCAGAUGAAUUCCAGGCCGGCCGGAUUCCUGAUUCCAUCAACAUUCCAUUGGGACAGCUUGAGGAGUCACUGAAGCUCCCACCAAAACAGUUUCAACUGCAGUUUAAGGUGAAAGCCCCCAAAAAGGAAGAUGAUAACAUAGUUUUCCAUUGCCGAAGUGGGAAAAGGAGUUUGUCUGCUCUCGAAAUUGCUCAUCGUCUGGGAUUCUCUAAGGCACGGCAUUAUGCAGGCGGAUACAUUGAUUGGGAAGAGCGUGAGAAGAAGUAACAGAACUAAUUGAGCAGCAAUUUUAAAUUAAAUUCACUUCAUAUUACUGUGUUCAUAUUGAUCUGGACCAUUAAUCUAGAAGAUAAAAUUAAAUAUUGACAUUUGAAACUGAUAAAACUGACAUCAUAUUUUGAUGUGAAUCUGAAUGACUCAAUAUUAGUGUCAUUAUUAAUAUAUUUUUAAUGGCUCAUCAAUUAUUAUUAUUAAUCAAUCUUCAUAAAGCCGAAUAUAGAAUGGAUGGAGCAAAAUACUUUAAAUAAUUGUUCCUUCAGACUGAAUCAAAAAGGCAUUGGACUGUAAAAACCAGUGUGAAUAUAUAUUCACAAAUGUGCUUCAUUAAAAUAUUUUUUAAAAAGAC